Messenger RNA from Ostertagia ostertagi, 702 nucleotides. NCBI's taxonomy places the organism in Eukaryota, Metazoa, Nematoda, Chromadorea, Rhabditida, Trichostrongylidae. The record is from the annotation of a GenBank genome assembly.
AUGGUUUUUCUUUUCAGUUUCACUUAUAUUCGCAUCAUCGCCAUCGUGCAGUUCGUCUUUUUCAUUGUACCGUUUCCACUGAAAAUUCUCACCGAGCACUACCAACGCGGCCAGACAUGGAUCGCCACCAAUUUCUUGCCUGUCGUCAUCGGACUUUUUCACUUCGCCAUCUCGUCGCUGUGCCUUUGUGUUGCCUUCCGACUGCAGCUCUUGCUCAAUUAUGUCAGAGUUAGUGCUUCCGCUCUUUACUAUUAUUCAGCGAUGGCGGUAUUCUGCUGUGUAUGUUUCAUCGUUUCUGAACGCUGUCUGCUUCCGCAAAUCGGCUCUCCGUACGCAGCCAAGCACGCUCCACUGUUCGCCAACCUGCGUCCGAUGCUUCUGGCGCUGAUGACUUCUCAGUCGAUCGUUCAUCAACCGAGCACAUUUUGCGCAGUGCGGCAGUGCCACAUCGAUGACGCGACGAAGGUAUCGUUAUUACUCUGGCAAAGCUUACAAGCCGUCCUGAAAGAGGAUGCGAUAUAUCGCGUUCGAUUCGCAAUGCCGCAAAGUGUUGGCGUCAUUGAAGAAGAAGAUGAGAGUGGUGAGCAACGAGAUGACGAGGCGACUGUGGCGCAUGCUUUCAUGGAAAGCGCUCAAUUUCUUGAGCGACCCAUUUUUGUGGAAGACGAUUCGAACAGCGGCUACAGUGAACACAUGCUAUGA